Molecule: messenger RNA, 3615 nt
Organism: Hippocampus zosterae (dwarf seahorse)
Lineage: Eukaryota; Metazoa; Chordata; Actinopteri; Syngnathiformes; Syngnathidae
Gene: rhogd
Product: ras homolog gene family, member Gd
Exons: 2
Coding region: 142-717 (191 amino acids)
Biological process (GO): establishment or maintenance of cell polarity; regulation of actin cytoskeleton organization; actin filament organization
Cellular component (GO): cytoskeleton; plasma membrane; cell cortex
Molecular function (GO): GTPase activity; GTP binding; protein kinase binding
Source: RefSeq, a predicted model, not a curated record
ACGUUUCCCAGUUUGCAUCUUUCCAUUGUGUCACUUAUUACGUGUUGGGCAGCUCCCCGGAUGCGGCUGGGACUGACUAAACCAGGCAGAAGAGAUUGCUAGCUAAGUGGCGGUGCUGCAGCCCAAGUGGUCGUUGGCAGGAUGCAGACCAUAAAAUGUGUGGUGGUUGGCGAUGGGGCUGUCGGGAAAACAUGCCUUCUCAUCUCCUACACCACUAAUGCCUUCCCUGAAGAAUACAUUCCAACGGUGUUUGACAACUAUAGCGCCCAGAUGAGCGUGGAUGGUCGCACCGUUAGCCUUAACUUGUGGGACACGGCCGGCCAGGAAGAGUACGACCGCCUGCGUACUCUUUCCUACCCCCAGACCAACGUCUUCAUCAUCUGCUUCUCCAUUGGCAGCCCCUCCUCCCAUGCAAAUGUCAGGCACAAGUGGCACCCUGAGGUGUCUCACCAUUGCCCCAACGUGCCGAUCCUGCUGGUGGGCACCAAGAGAGACCUGAGGGGUGAUGCGGAAACGGUCAAGAAGCUGAAGGAACAAGGGUUGGCUCCCACCACCCAGCAGCAGGGAAACGCCCUCGCCAAACAAAUCGGGGCCGUCAAGUACAUGGAGUGCUCUGCGCUGCUGCAGGAAGGCGUCAGGGAGGUGUUCGCCGAGGCAGUGAGAGCAGUUUUGUACCCCGUCACGAAAAAGAACACCAAGAAAUGUGUGCUUUUGUAAUAGCGCUUCCCAGAUUUGAAUUGUGGAGAUCCACAGAUGCGAACGAUGGCUGCUUCCAACGCCUCCUUGAGCAGGUUGAAGACUUAUUUUUCAGCCCCUUCUUCAUCCUCAGGAGGGCUUCAUCUUUACGACACCAUCGUCACCAAAGUGACAUUGACAAAACGGUGGCAAAAAAGUAGAUCUUGUAUUUUCUUACUUUUAAAAUUUUGAUAUUUACCCGUUCUUCACGUUACACUUUUUCUAGAUUUAUAGCAUCCGCGCUUUGCCUUUAUAAGCAAAUUCUGGUCGUAGUUGUCACAAGCCAUAAUUCCAUCUAAACUAAGCUGCCCUGUUUGACUGGAGAGAAGAGAUCUACUGUUCUUUCAGGGGAGAACUAGUGACUACCUCAUACUCCAAACUUAGGUUGCGUCUGGCGAGUCUCAAGCAACUCUAUUCUGACCCUGGCUAUUAUUUAGUUGUCAUGUAGAGGCUGAGCAGCUUUUUUUUCUCCUUCAAUUCAAGCAUCUUGAGUUCAAAAGAGGGCUGGAUGAAUCCCAGACGAGGGCCAGUUCCUGGCAGCACCAGUUGACGCCAAUGUGCUCAGUGUAGCAUGUUAGAAGUACAGGAUCGACCCCGUCGCCUGCAAUGUGGCAGAGGACUUUGUAAGAUGAGCCCCGCCCAUUCAAAAUCAACUAAACGGGUGGCUUGAGAGACAAAUUAAGCCAAAUCGGUCCUGGAGUUGUUAAACAGCCUGAAGGAAGAGGACGUCGGGUCAUAGCACAGCCCUUUUCUUCUUCAGAAACGUGCCUAAGAAUGACCACUUGGAAUUAGUCGGGCCUUUGACUACAUUUCCUUGAUCAGUUUUCUCAGAAUGUUCUGAACUCCUGUUUCAUUGGCAGCGUUGCAAGUUGUUGGCCAAGCGCAGAUGUAGCUCGUAAGCUUCACAUAGUCGAUGGCAUUUGUUCUUUUGGAAGCAACAGAGCCUCUGCUGGUUGCAGCCAAGUAGCACACUCCAUUUUGCCUCAUUUGCAAUUGAAUGGAAUUCUUAAUGCCCAUCCCAAAUGAUCAAAAUCAUGGAAACGCUAUUUUCUGAUCAUGUUGAAUUUCCUUCUCAAGUGUUUCUAACCUAAUAAGUGGCCAAAGUUGAAUAUGUAUCUUUUUUUUGUAAUCACCUGUGUUUAUUGGAUCCUAAAGGUGUUCAAAAGCACACUUGCAUCGUGAUGUCAGUGAUGUUGCCGCCUUGCAUAAAAUGCGAGCGCACGACUAAGGCAUAACGUAUCCGAACAGAAUACAGUGGAACCUGCAACGUGGCACAAUUGUGUUUUUGUGACAAUGUUGUACCAAUUUUAAAACAAAUUUCUCCCAUUGGAACUAAUGUAAGUUGAAAUACUGUAAUUUGUUGCAGAGUCAAGCUGUGACUGUCUUUAAACCUUAAUCAACUGUAUAGGAAUUGUUUCAUGGAGCAUUGUACCAUUCCUGCUAGGGAUGGGCAAGAACUUGCCUUAGGUAUCCAUCGAUACCUAAGGCAAAACAAAAUCUAACAUUAAGGCCUCCUCAGCAGCAGUUGGUGCGAUACUCUGCUGGUUUGACACCUUACUGAAUCAUCUUCAUCAAAAAGAAAGACCUCAAGUGAAAUGUUAUACAGUAUGUCAAAAGUACCAAAGGUAACUAAGAAUUCUCAUAUUAGUUUGGGUUUGCGGCAUCAAAUAUCUCUAAUUGCUACUGGUCAUAAACGACUUGCCUGUUAUAGAUCCCUGACAUAGAGGUAAUGGAGAGGAAUUGCCUCAUGCAAGUUCCGUGCUCGUCUUUCACCGUCAGUUUUUCAGCACGCUGUUCAUGUUUGAAAAGGUGUUGUUGAGAUUGAUUUCUCACACUGUUAAAGCAGAGGGACCGUUUCCAAAAGUUGGUUUUCUGGUUUUGAUUAUUAUCACAUUUCACCUCUCCUUGCCAUUUUUUGCUACUCAUUUUACAUUUCCUGCUUUUGGGCUGUUUGACUUUGCAGGUUCCACUGGAGGUUUGCAGCAUUGCAUUUUGUCAUUCUUAUCUUAAGACCAUUUCAUUCCUGGGAAAAGGGCUAUUGCUGCUUUGGUGUGCGCUUUCCCAGCAUGUUGCAGCAUCCAAACUGUCAUUGAUUGAUGACAGGUGCUUUUGUGCAGUCAUGAUGCCUUAUCCAAACCAAAAGCCACGUUGGUGCUCCUUUGUCAAAGUUUGUCGUUUUAGUGCCACAGAGCUCCAACCAAGCAAUGACUUUCAUAUUUGGUUAUUGAAGCCGUACCUUCUUCCUGCCAGUAAGCACACUGCAGCAGCUCUAUAAAACAGCUGCGGAAGUGACAUCUCAGUGCACCACAGCCACACUUUUUAAAAAUGUAAAAAGUCACUGCGGUUUAUAUUCGUGCAUUGGUCGGCAUAGUGCAGCAAUAACUGUAUUGGUGGGAGGUGCCGCAAGUUUUAAGAUUUUUGUUUAUUGUUGCAAAUAAGCGGUUGCUUUCUUUUAGCGUCAAUAAAUAUUUGUUCAGACUAUGGAAUUAAAUGAAAUAUUGUUUUAUUGUGCCCUAUAACAAACUAAGCGCAGUAACAGCAAAAGGGCUGAUUUUAGUAAAAAUGUUGAGUGUUGAAUGUACGUGCUCAAUUAGACAAACCGGGUGGCUUUAAAAAAAAUAUAUAUAUUUUGUAUUCCCCUUUAUCCGGAUGUCCUGAUUUCAUUCAAAUAUGAUGGAAGUGGAACAUACACCUGUGGGCCCUCUGUUGUCUGUGUCCCAGAGCUGUAUGCUACCAUGCUUGUGGUACUACGCUUUUACACUGGGAACUUGAUUUGUAGAGAUCUGUAAUUGUUUUAUACAUAACAAAGCAUAUUUGUAUAAAUGAACUAACAGUGAGAUGAUUUUAAAUUAUGUCAAAUAAAAUUGUGUUUUCAACCAA